Molecule: messenger RNA, 1586 nt
Organism: Trifolium pratense (red clover)
Lineage: Eukaryota; Viridiplantae; Streptophyta; Magnoliopsida; Fabales; Fabaceae
Product: actin-related protein 7-like
Exons: 7
Coding region: 155-1225 (356 amino acids)
Biological process (GO): anatomical structure morphogenesis
Cellular component (GO): nucleus
Source: RefSeq, a predicted model, not a curated record
GCUCGCAUACCAACCAAUACCUACCACACCUGGGUGUUAAUUUGGGUGGAGCUGAGCUGAAAAUAGAAAAGGUGAAGAGUGAAGAGUGAAGAGUGAGUGUAUUAAUGAGUUAGAACGAAACGGGUAGGGUUUAGAAUUGCAGUUGCAGAUAGAUAUGGAAGCGGUUGUGGUUGACGUCGGUUCUAAACUUCUCAAAGCUGGUUUUGCAAUUCCUGAUCAGACUCCUGCCAUGAUAAUUCCCACUCAGAUGAAACGGAUGCUUGAUGAUGGUUCACCGGUUGAUGAAGUCACCAUUGAUCCAGUCGUGCGAGGAUAUAUCAGUGAUUGGGAUGCUGUGGAGGAUUUGUUGCACCAUGUUUUAUAUACUGGUCUUGGGUGGGAAAUCGGCAAUGAAGGAAACAUACUAUUUACAGACCCACUUUGUACUCCAAAGGCCAACAAGGAACAGUUGGUGCAACUAAUGUUUGAAAACUUCAACAUAUCGGGGUUUUAUGCAUCAGAACAAUCAGUGUUAUCAUUGUAUGCUGUUGGACGUAUCUCAGGGUGCACUGUUGAUAUUGGACAUGGAAAAAUAGAUAUUGCGCCUGUGAUUGAGGGUGCUGUUCACCACAUCGGUUCCAGAAGAUUUGAGUUUGGAGGUACUGAUCUAACUAAUUUCCUCGCUCAAGAACUCGGCAAAUCAAAUCCGCAAGUAAAUAUCAGCAUGUCUGAUGUGGAGAAAAUAAAAGAGCAAUAUUCAUGCUGUGUUGAAGAUGAGUUAGCUUAUCAGAAAACCCUGUAUUCUUGUCCUGUGGAGAAACAUACGCUUCCUGAUGGACAGGUGAUAACAAUUGGGAGAGAAAGAUACACGGUUGGUGAAGCUUUAUUCCAGCCAUCUCUGUUGGGUUUAGAAGCUCAUGGCAUUGUUGAGCAGCUUGUCCGUGCUAUUUCAAAUGUAUCAUCUGAUAAUCAUCGACAGCUGCUGGAAAAUACUGUGGUUUGUGGUGGCACUUCUUCCAUGAUUGGUUUUGAAGUGAGGUUUCAGAAGGAAUCUACCUUAAGUUCUUCAGCGGUUCAACCUACCCUGGUUAAGCCUCCAGAAUACAUGCCAGAAAAUUUAAACACGUAUUCUGCAUGGGUGGGAGGUGCCAUACUCGCUAAAGUAGUUUUUCCACAAAAUCAGCAUAUAACAAAGGCAGAUUAUGAUGAAACCGGGCCUUCCAUUGUUCACCGGAAAUGCUUCUGAUUGGAUUCAUCUGCACAAACGUUUAUUCCACUUGUACUGUAAAUAUUUGAACCUAGAUGUCCACACGCUUGUUUGAUUUUGAAAGCUGCAGUGUUCUUAAUUUAUGCAAUGUAAUCAUCUUACUUUGCACAACCGCCAAUACAGCUAUGCAGGUAUAUUAUUUAAGUAAAAUACUCGUUCAUGUACAUGUAUGUUGGAGCACUAGGAGUUUGCUUUUCUUUGGAACAUGAAUAUCGCCUUUAAGGUAUUUAUUUCGACCCUUUGUAAUCUUGUAGCUAUGCGACUACUUGGCACUUGCACACUCAUUUCUUUCCUUUUUUAAAUAGUUCUCUGUAAAUGAUAAUGUGUUAAUUUAUGUGUA